Funneliformis mosseae is the source of this 201-nucleotide messenger RNA. The record is from the annotation of a GenBank genome assembly. NCBI's taxonomy places the organism in Eukaryota, Fungi, Glomeromycota, Glomeromycetes, Glomerales, Glomeraceae.
AUGAAAAAAUUAUCAAAUAAUGAGAAUGACGAUAUCGCUGACAAGGACAGUUUGACAACCAGGCACCUAAAAUUCUCGGUACCUGUAAUGUUUACGGGAUUUGAAAGGAGCAUUUAUAAUCCAAAGACUGAAUGGGCUUGUAAUUCCACCAAAAGCGGUACUUUCCGUAGUGUCAUUAUUUUUGCUGUAGUUGUGAUAUAG